Messenger RNA from Rasamsonia emersonii CBS 393.64, 885 nucleotides. RefSeq names its product GPR/FUN34 family protein. Gene Ontology annotation, cellular component: plasma membrane. The record is from RefSeq and is a predicted model, not a curated record. Gene Ontology annotation, molecular function: acetate transmembrane transporter activity. The coding region runs from base 1 to 885 and encodes 294 amino acids. Lineage: Eukaryota; Fungi; Ascomycota; Eurotiomycetes; Eurotiales; Trichocomaceae. The transcript is spliced from 3 exons.
AUGUCUGCUACUGAGCCGACGGUCAACGACAACGCGUUGGAGAAGGAGACCACCAACGCUGCGGCCACCGACGCGACCAACGGUCCUCGUGCCCACCCUCAGAUGUCCCAUGAGGAAGAGCAGGUCGCUCGCGCGGCCGCUCGCUUUGGCUAUGGUCCUCUGGCCCACGUCAACACCGCCGAAAACCGUCUCCCUGCCUUCGGUGGUGAAUUCCAGCCUGGUCUGUACCGUCCCGUGUCGGAACGCAAGUUCGCCAACCCGGCUCCCCUUGGCCUCAGCGCUUUCGCGUUGACCACUUUCGUCCUGGGUUGUAUCAACAUGGGUACGCGUAACAUCAAGGAGCCCAGCCUCGUCAUCGGUCCCGCCUUCGGAUAUGGUGGUCUGGUGCAGCUUCUUGCGGGCAUGUGGGAAAUGGCGGUUGGUAACACUUUUGGUGCCACUGCUCUGUCCUCGUAUGGCGGCUUCUGGAUUGCCGUCGGCAUUAUCCUCACUCCCGGUGGAUUCAACAUCGCGCAGUCGCUCUCUGAAGAGGAGUUCCUCAACUCUUUCGGCCUGUUCCUGAUGGGCUGGUUUAUUUUCACCUUCGUGCUCCUGCUGUGCACCCUGAAGUCCACCGUGGCGUUCUUCUCGCUUUUCUUCUCGCUGGAUCUGGCCUUCCUGCUGCUGGGAAUCAGCUACCUCCGGCAUGACGGUGCUGCUCCCAACGCCCCGGUCAUGAAGGCGGGUGGCUUCUUUGCUCUGCUGGCUGCCUUCCUCGCGUGGUACAAUGCCCUGGCCGGUAUUGCGGAUACCAGCAACAGCUUCUUCAUUAUCCCGGUUGCUCACUUCCCGUGGUCCGAGAAGGGCCGUGAGCGCCGUACCAAGACGGAACGUGAGACGGCCUAA